ACGGAGUUUACAGAGGGGGAAAAAGGUAGCCUAGUGUUGGCCACUCAUUUUGGAAUAGUGGAUUUUCGUCCGUUUGACACCAGUGAUGCCCUUCAAAGAUGACAAAGCACUUGAUGCGAGAAAGAUAAGACAUUUUUUUUAAAGAAGCAACAUUCUGAAGAGACAGUGUAGGGAUGCUUGAGCGUUGUCACAGCGACACAUCUUGCUAGGACAAUGUGCACGCGCCCCGCCGGGAGAGAGGAGGGAGCGUGAGCGAGCGAAAGGGGCAAUCGCACAAGCGCAGCAUAUUUUAAGUCUAUACCAGUCGGAGGAGAAUCACGGAAACCGUGGAACGCUGUUACCCAGCGACGAAGCAGGCAAGCACCACCAAAUCGUCCAAGGUAUUCAAACUGUCGUUGGUGCUGUCCUCUCCACCGGCGAAGGGCAAGCGGGGAUGCAUUUUUUGUAGAAAAUUCACCCGCAUUUAAAAUCACUGUUGACAAUUUAUGUAGAUGAGGAAUUAGUCUAUAUCGUUUCGUUGUCAACAAAGAACGAGAUAUAAAGAUAUGUAGAGUGACGCGUCAGAGAAACUGAUCAAACGAACAAUUCAUGUAGGCUAUUUAUUAUUAUUGCUAUGCGGAGGAGGCGGGGGAGCCAAUUCUUUGUAGUCUACCUUGGUGGAAGAAUCAUUCCAGAACCCGCUUUAAUGCCUUUAUCUAGUGCAUGUGUAAUGCGCCAUACGCAGCAUUAGGCUUUAUUUUUUGGUAGCCUAUUCAUUUCCCUCCGUCAUUGUCUCCCGGUCCCUUAUCAGAAUGUGGUAGUCCGAUCAACCUGCAGGUCGGUCAGAUUGAGCUGGUGUUGUCGGUAAACAGAAACCGGGGAAGGUUUUCAAAGUCUAAGCUUCUCCAACGGACUAUGCUUCAAUAUUUCCCGUUCUAAAGGAAUGGUGUGACAACGGUGUAGAAGUCAAAGACGAGGGCAAAAUCAAAGGAUUCCUUUUGAAAAACCCUUGGAAUCCUGCGAUCCCCUUGGAACACAUAACAGGGUUAGUUUGUGACCGCCACCGUUGACCAGGAACUGUGACCGCAGACAUUGACCGUGAUGAGGACCGUACAGGAGGAUGGAACGUAACAGAGUUCUGACCGUGGAGCCGUUCCCGACCGCGACCGUAGAACACCAACACUAACCACAACCACACCUUCUAAAGACCGCCCGGUCUCCCCUUAACCCUCCACCCCUCCAGCCCCUCUGUCUUACACCGCACCCCCCCUCGCCACUCCACUCCUCCACCUAUCCUCCUGCACUCACUCCCUCGCUCCGGACCCCCUUUUUUUGAGGGUCCACUUUUUCUUUCAUAAACACUCUCAACCACCACUUCUCUCUUUCCAUUGCGAUGUCCUUUCUUUCCAAUCAUCUAUACCUUCAUGAACAUUGAGUCCUCUUUGGGAAACAGACAUACACGGACGAUAAACGUUUAGUUGGAGGCGGAGUCUCUAUAGCUGCCAGUCAUGUAUCUUUUCCCUUUAUCCCUGUGUAAACCAAGUGGGCGGGGUCUCGCCUCUAGUCUCCGCCCCCGCUGCUACAUGGCCGACACCUGUCUAGUCUGGCUCCUGGGCCUGGCUCUCCGCCUCUCCCUGACCUCAUGCCAGAAGAUGAACCCCGCCAACAAGCCCCCCAUGGUGACCACCAACUACGGCAAGUUGCGAGGGCUCAAAAAGGACCUGAACAACGAGAUCCUGGGGCCAGUGGAGCAGUACCUGGGCGUGCCCUAUGCCACAGCGCCCAUUGGAGACCGCCGCUUCCAGCUGCCCGAGGCGCCUGGCUCGUGGCAGGAGAUCCGCAACGCCACAGCGUUCGCCCCGGUGUGCCCGCAGAACGUGCACGGCGUGCUGCCGGAGAUCAUGUUGCCGGUGUGGUUCACAGACAACCUGGAUGUGGCAGCCGGCUACAUCCAAAACCAGAGCGAGGACUGCCUCUACCUCAACAUCUACGUGCCCACCGAGGACGGUCCGCUCACAAAAAAACACGAUGAGUCUACAAUGAACAGACCGAGAGAUGAAGACAUCCGUGACCGUAGGAAGAAGCCAGUGAUGCUGUUUAUCCACGGAGGCUCCUACAUGGAAGGAACCGGAAACAUGUUUGACGCCAGUGUCCUCGCCGCCUACGGCAACGUUAUCGUGGUCACUAUGAACUACCGUCUGGGCGUCCUCGGCUUCCUGAGUACAGGCGACCAGUCAGCCAAGGGGAACUACGGUCUGUUGGACCAGAUCCAGGCCCUGCGUUGGCUCAAUGAGAACAUCGGCCAUUUUGGGGGCGACCCCGAGCGCAUCACCAUCUUCGGCUCCGGGGCGGGGGCGUCCUGCGUCAACCUGCUCAUCCUCUCGCACCACUCCGAGGGUAAGGGGCACACUGGGUUGUUCCAGAGGGCCAUAGCCCAGAGUGGCUCAGCCAUCUCCAGCUGGUCGGUCAACUACCAGCCCCUCAAGUACACUAAGAUCCUGGCCCGGAAAGUGGGCUGCAGCCACUCAGAGACAGCAGAAUUAGUGGACUGCCUGAGGAAGAAGAACUUCAGGGAGCUGGUGGAUCAGGACAUUCAGCCGGCCCGCUACCACAUCGCCUUCGGACCCGUAGUGGACGGAGACGUGGUGCCGGACGACCCUGAGAUACUCAUGCAGCAGGGGGAGUUCCUGAACUAUGACAUCCUGAUAGGAGUGAACCAGGGAGAGGGGCUCAAGUUUGUAGAUGACAGUGAAGACAACGAUGGGAUCUCAGCUGCAGCGUUCGACUACACUAUAUCUAACUUUGUGGACAAUCUCUACGGCUAUCCUGAGGGUAAGGACAUCCUAAGGGAGACCAUUAAGUUCAUGUACACCGACUGGGCCGACCGUGACAACGGAGACAUGAGGAGAAAAACCCUCCUUGCCUUAUUCACGGACCACCAGUGGGUGGCGCCGGCGGUGGCCACGGCCAAACUGCACGCCGAGUUCCAGUCUCCCGUUUACUUCUACACCUUCUACCACCACUGUCAGACGGAGACGCGGCCGGAGUGGGCGGACGCAGCCCACGGGGAUGAGAUCCCCUACGUGUUCGGGGUGCCCAUGAUCGGAGCCACCGACCUCUUCCCCUGCAACUUCUCUAAGAAUGAUGUCAUGCUCAGUGCUGUAGUCAUGACAUAUUGGACUAACUUCGCUAAGACGGGGGACCCCAAUCUGCCAGUGCCUCAGGACACCAAGUUCAUCCACACCAAGCCCAACCGCUUCGAGGAGGUCAUCUGGACCAAGUUCAACUCCAAGGACAAGCAGUACCUCCACAUCGGCCUGAAGCCCCGCGUCAGGGACAACUACCGAGCCAACAAGGUGGCCUUCUGGCUGGAGCUGGUCCCUCAUUUACACUCCCUCCAUGAAGUCCUGAACCCCACCACCACCAGGCUACCUCCAGGCAGCACUCGCCCCCCCGGGGGCCCCUGGAAGCCCAAACCCCGCACCACGGGCCACCCCUACCCCACCUUCCCCGACCCUGUGGAGCCCUACGGAUCAGAGCGGCCCAGACUGGACCUCUUCCCCGGUGACACGCGGGAUUAUUCCACAGAGCUGUCGGUGACCGUGGCAGUGGGGGCGUCGCUGCUCUUCCUCAACAUCCUGGCGUUUGCUGCGCUCUACUACAAGCGGGACAAGCGUCAGGAGAUGCGGCGCCACCGGCUGUCUCCGCAGCGCCACGGCGGUCCUGCCAACGACCUGGCACACAGCCAGGAGGAAGAGAUCAUGUCCCUGCAGAUGAAGCACUCGGAGCACGACUCGCACCACGACAUGGAGCCCCUCCGGCCCCACGACAUCCUGCGGCCCUCCUGUCCGCCCGACUACACCCUGGCCCUGCGGAGGGCCCCGGACGACGUGCCCCUCAUGACCCCCAACACCAUCACCAUGAUCCCCAGCACCAUCACCGGCAUGCAGCCCCUCCACCCCUUCAACACCUACCCCAGCACCGGCCACAACAACACCCUGCCCCACCCCCACUCCACCACACGUGUAUAGUAGAGCUACAGCUCCCCCUGGGGGACCAGAGGACCAACUACACACUCUGGUUUAUCACUAUUGGAUCGCUAUGGAUAUCUCUCUCUCUCUCUCUUACUCUCUGUUUUUCCAACCAUCAGCCUGCUGCCCUGAUGCUGUGUCUUUCCUACAGCACAACCUUGCUGGGGUUAAGUGGAAGUGCAGCUGAACUGCAGGGGAAGCAGGUGUUAUUGAGGGUGUUGAGAUAUAUUGAGAGGGUCUCGUAUUCUCGGAUCCUGACAGCCCCCAAACCUGCCCACAGGAUGAUCCUCUGCCUCUUACUGUGCAUUUCAUUUAGUUGUUUUUUUCAUCCAAUGUUUUCUCGGUUUCUGUGCUGUAAUAGGGUUGGGGACAGAGGAGGCUGGUGGGGUUGAGCUAUAGGAGGACAGGGUCAUUGUAAUGGCUGGAAUGGAAUGAAUGGAACAGAGUCAAAGAUGUGGUUUCCAUAUGCUUGAUGUGUUUGACACCGUUACAUUUAUUCCACUCCAGACUUUACAAUGAGCCCGUCCUAUAGCUCCUCCCACCAGCCUCCACUGGUUGGGGAUCGUUUUUUGGAUUGUGAGGUAAAGCGUUUGGUUCCUUUUCCUUCUGUUAUAUUGGAAAGCCUCUAUCUCUCUACUCAUCUCAUCUGCUUACUUGAUUCUCUUCUCUUUUCCACAUCCCUCUCUUUCCCUCCUCUGUAGUUCUAAAACAACCUUUUUUAUACAAGGCGUACAGUACAUACAGUAAGUAUAUAUCAUGAAAAUAUUGGUAUUCUGAUAUCGUCUUUCUACCAGCAUUCUUGGUGCCAAGUACUGUGUUGUUUUCCCAUAGGAGGGGAACUGAGAGAGAAUCAAGAGUGUUGAGCUGUGUCAAGAUAGCCUACUUACUGUGUGUUCAUGAAAAGUGCCAAACUGGCCUAUCUUGUGCUUUUUUCGUUAUCUUUUUUCAGCAUUUGUUUGUUUGAUUGAUUGAUUGUUGCUUUCGGUUCUUAUUUUUUGUGGAAAGAUUUUUAAAUAUAUAGAUAUAUAGACAUAUAUAUAUAUAUAUAUAUAUAGUUAUAUAUAAAUGUGUACAAAGAAGAAAAUAUCGAAAUGGUUUUCUCAGUGGGGAUCUAUGCAUGAAUUAUUUUUAAAAACAAUGAUGGGGAAAGGACACUGGAUAGUCAAUAUUCACACACACACAUCUCCUGUUUUAAACUAUUUCUAUCUCAAUUCCAUAUGCUUUUUCUUCAUAUUUUCUUUUCUGCAAGAAAAAAAACCUGGUGGCACGUCAUAAAACCCCUGCAGUGGUGCUUCUUUCAUUCAUGAACAUUAUCCUUUACAACAACGAAAAACCUGGUGGCACGUCAUAAAACCCCUGCAGUGGUGCUUCUUUCAUUCAUGAACAUUAUCCUUUACAACAACGAAAAACCUGGUGGCACGUCAUAAAACCCCUGCAGUGGUGCUUCUUUCAUUCAUGAACAUUAUCCUUUACAACAACGAAAAACCUGGUGGCACGUCAUAAAACCCCUGCAGUGGUGCUUCUUUCAUUCAUGAACAUUAUCCUUUACAACAACGAAAAACCUGGUGGCACGCCAUAAAACCCCUGCAGUGGUGCUUCUUUCAUUCAUGAACAUUAUCCUUUACAACAACGAAAAACCUGGUGGCACGUCAUAAAACCCCUGCAGUGGUGCUUCUUUCAUUCAUGAACAUUAUCCUUUACAACAACGAAAAACCUGGUGGCACGUCAUAAAACCCCUGCAGUGGUGCUUCUUUCAUUCAUGAACAUUAUCCUUUACAACAACGAAAAACCUGACUGGACCAAUCAUGGAUAAAAACCAUUCUUAUACACAUUGAUUAUACAACACAUUGCUUAUGUUGAUCACCUCCCGCCCGUAUUGCUUACUGUCUACUAUUGCACAACAGACUGCAUGCUACCCCAAACAAAUCAACUACCCUAGUAAAUCAAUUCAACCUUUAUUUACACAACACAUUUCAUAAAAGUGUGUGCAAUCCAAUACAUUAAGAACACUUAAACAGAAAAAAAAACAAGACUACAUUUCGAUCACAUAAAGACCCCUUUCUCUGUCUCGCAUCCUCCUCCUGCUCUGCUAUCAUCCAGCCAGGGCCCCUGAGGGCCCCUCUUACGUAAUGUGAGUUAUUGGUGCCACUGCAGCAGCUCUGUAUUUUUCUCGGAAUAACCAGGCCAUCCACUGAGCCUUGGGCCCCUGUCUCUCCGUGACUCAUUAUGGCAGGCGUAGAAGCCAUAGACUGCCACUGAAAUGGCAUCCAGUUCCCUGUGUAGUGCACUACUGUGGGCCAGUCAGGCCAAAAGUAGUGCACUAUGUAGGGAAUAGGAUGCCAUUUUGGACACAAACCUAGAGGUAUUGGUGUCCAUUAUGCUCUGGGCAAAAAGGGAAUAGGGUGUAGGGAAUAGGGUGCCCUAGCGGUAUUGAGGCUGCAGGUAGACCUAUCGUUUAUCAAGGUGAACCUGCCAGGGUUCUCAGAGGUCCUGGGUGGGAAGGUACAUACGGCCAAGUCUCGGGUCCUCGUAUAACGUCACUUUUUCCUAAUGAUGUUACAACGAAGGAGAGAAAAGGGACAGUCCCUCCAUCUCCCUCUUUCUUUUACACACUCUCCCCUUCUCUCCGCCCUUCUCCGCCUUCGAUUUCUGGCCCGUACAAAUGCUGUUUGAUGAACGCCUGUGUGCGCGCGCGAGUACAUGUCAGCUCAGCUUCCCAGGGCCAGGGGUAACUAGAGGGCAGAGAGAAUGAUGGAGGAAGAUGGAAUGUGUGCGAGGAAAGAGACAGGCAGGCAUCUCGUAUCAGAGGCGCCUCCCCGUGGUGCGAGACCCCCGUAACAACUGCUUACACACACACACUCCUCCAUUCUUCCUCUCACUCUACUUUCCCCGUCCCUUUCUCAUUUCCUCCACCAGUAAACACCCGUCUGAUUCAGGACUGCUCCACAUGCAAUUUCAACUAACUCUCGCCGGCGUUUCAACUCGUAACUUCACUGUGUGCCGUCAUUGAACCCUGCAUCUCCUGACCCUUCCCCCCUGACACAUGUCCCUGCUGACUCUGUUGCUCUCACGUCCCCUUUGCUCCACUGCUGUACAUUGAACUCUAAGCACACGGAGGAAAGACUGGUGGUCUAUCAGACAGGCCAGGGUCUGGGAUAACAGAGCUGGGAAGAGGACUGGGAGUAAGAGGUCCUUAGACUAAGGGACAACAAAGUGAUCAGCUGUUUUUACUCUUUCCUUUUUUUUGAACAGGGAGGUGCACGUAAAAGUCAAGGGAAAGCCUGUUGACAACACCUCCGUCCGUAAUGCUAUGACAUGGCCAGCAGAGGGGGCUGAUGGGUGAAUAGGAUUAAUCCAACUGAACUGAACUGUGGCGCUGUGUGUGAACCCACAGUGCGCUGUAGUAUCCUCGGUUAGAAACCGCUAGCGACAGUGUUGUCUCUGCUUGUGUUUAGCUUUAGACGUUUCUUUGGUACCUAUUUCAUUACUGCUUGGGGGGGGAUGUGUGAGAGAACACAGGUUGGUGUUGUCAGAUACUCUGUGUUGGCCAACUGAGAGAGACAGUGUGUGGUGGGGAAACACGAGAGAUGAUCCGCUGUACAAUAUACUGUAACAAAGACCAGACUGGGGUUGUGUAUGUGGAAUCAGAGGGAGUCAGUGGACUUAUAUGCUGGAACUUUUCUCUCCGCUACAGAGAUGGACUUACUAUAAAAUGUGCUAUUGGACUAGAAUAUGAAACCUGGGAGAGAGCCCCAAAGCCUCCAAGUCAUCAUCACAGUCUUAAACAAAGGGGAAAGGAUGUGAGAUGUGACCGGGACAGUGGACAGACUAGGGCACCCGACAUCUUAUUUCAGGUGUGGGAAUGAUCAGAUACAUCUGUCCUAUCAAGUCUUUGUGCCAUUAGAUCCUGAACUUUUUUUAUCCUGUGAAUAAGAGGGCAACGGGAGGGUCGCAGAGGAAACUAGUACUACUACAAAUACAACACAACAAAACUUCAACCAAUCGAAGAGUGACAGACGCUAUUUCCUUUUUUUCCCUGUUCUUUUCCUUGUCUAUUUUAUACGCUUACACACUAGAGGGCGCCAUGGUGACACAAUCGCCAUAACAACCUACCGUUCCUCUGAACAUUCUGAAUGUGGACGAAUUCAGCGUUUUGCGACAGAGAGAGACGUCAAAAAAAUGAGGAGCAAAACUGUACAUUUUUAAGUGUAAGAACAAACAGUCAAAAAUCUUUGUAAAUAUUACGUUUCUUGUUUUUGUUUUUUCGAGUGAAUGAAUGAAAUGACUUUGUGACGACAACAGAGACAACAGGUGCAAGUUGAAAAGGGGUCUCCAGCUAGUAUUGUAUGUUAACCGUACGCCAUUUAAAUGUAUUCGCCACUGAACUUUUCCGAGAGAUUCAGGAAAGUGGGAUUCUCGUUCUGUUAGCUCUUUCCGUGCAUGUAACUAACAAAGUUGUUCCGAAGUGGCUAGACAAUGGACAUUCAGAACAAAGUCAUCAAGUGUUGUCUACGUAGCAUCUUGACUCCUCAACCUGUGUAAGCACUAAGCGAACACCGUAGCAGGGAUACUGACCCAUUCUCAUUCUCUGCUGUUGGUUAUAGGGUCUCUCCCACGUUGAAAUGGGCCCUGCAUAACUGCAGGCCUGUAUUAGCGGUGUACCACACCAGCCAUACUGGAUGAUGAUACAGCUCACCUUAAAGGUGGAAUCGGUAACUUACACCACCCAUGUGGCAACGACAAAACAUGGCCAAGAAGCAAAAAAUAAAAUGAAUUCACCUCUAAAAACAUCCUUGUGGCUUUUGGAAUGUGUAUAUUCCCAACCCUGUUGACUCUCCUACCGUUGUGUAGCCCCGGAACCACAGGGAGACCGAGAAACGAUGGCUUUUUGUAACCUAAGUUGCCUCUGAUCUAGCCUAUUCCCAGAUCGGUUUGUGCCGUCUUGCCAACUCCUAUGGUCAUUGUCGCGACUAGGAGUUGACAAGACGGCACAAACAGAUCUGGGACCAGGCUAUGUCUUAGCCUUAUCGGGAAUCACGUACUGCGGGUGGGACACAUGGCCCCCUGAAUACACUGUGUUACGUACAAUAUGUGUCCUGUCCAUGUAGGUUGUGCUAUCUGUAUACAGUGACCUCAUCAUAAGCUAUCGGUACCGCUAAGCUUGCCUUCCAAGUGGAAAGGUGAGGUGGGAAUUGAGUUGCUUAGUGGGCAGAUGGUUGAACUGCAUGACAAGGCAUGUACAUAGGUAUAGACCAGGAAGUGUGAGUGUGUACAUGUGAGAGUAUGUGUUAGGAUAGCUCAUUUGGUGUGUAAGCAUAGGUGUGUACUCCAUUUUGUUGUAGCAUUAGUUAGGACUAAUGCAAAGGGAGUUGAUAUCUAUAGUGUUAGUUUAGUAGGACUUUAAAACGAUUGACACAACCCCCAAAAAAAUCCAUAUUGGAUUUGAAUACUUUUUGGUGCAAAACCAAUUUUGUUAAGUGUUCAAUGAUUAACACCAUCUGUUGUUAUAAAGCAGCUAACACUGUUUUAUAGAUUUGCCAGAGUGAUGCUUUGUUAAACACCUGUUCUGAACUAAAGAGGUAGACCGUAACAAUGUUUCAUGUAGGUGAAUUUCCUGCCUUGCUCGUGACUACAUGUCAUGGUUGACCUUCAAAACCGAGACAGGUUCGUCUAUGUUAUGGUCUAGGCACCUGAGAGUCCAGUUGUACUGAAGGACAUGACAAAUAACCCUGGGAAACAUUCUGUGCUGGGUGUCAGUUCGGGCCUCUGCAUAGUCAAAUUUGCACCUGUUGUCUUGUUUUUAUUUUUAUUUGUUGAAUUCCGAAACCCAAGACUUGAGAUGAAGAAAACAUGUUAAUAAUGGAUUUUAAAAAACAUAUUAUAAUUAAAAAAUGAAAGUAAAACUAUAUAAAUAAGGUGAUGAUAUUUGUUUACUUUAGAAAUUAUGAUACACUGUAUGCUGGGAUUCUGAUGUGGGGAACAUUAAAGACAUUCAUAGCCAGA
Oncorhynchus tshawytscha (Chinook salmon) is the source of this 10013-nucleotide messenger RNA. RefSeq names its product neuroligin-2-like. Bases 1488 to 4010 code for a protein of 840 amino acids. Gene Ontology annotation, biological process: neuron cell-cell adhesion; presynaptic membrane assembly; modulation of chemical synaptic transmission. Gene Ontology annotation, molecular function: neurexin family protein binding; signaling receptor activity. The transcript is spliced from 9 exons. Gene Ontology annotation, cellular component: postsynaptic specialization membrane; cell surface; synapse. NCBI's taxonomy places the organism in Eukaryota, Metazoa, Chordata, Actinopteri, Salmoniformes, Salmonidae. The record is from RefSeq and is a predicted model, not a curated record.